AUGGAGUUUAUUAAUGCUGAGCUGAAAUGCGCCGAGGAAGCAUCUCACCAACUAGCUGGCAAAUGCAACUGUUCAAUUAAAACAAUAUACGGAUUGCCUUGCAAGCAUGAUCUUGCACAUUAUCGGUUCCUUUCCAUUCCAAUUCCAAUACAGAGUAUCAACGCUCAUUGGAGGUGGUUGUCUAUGAACGGUCAUGAAUACCAUGACGAAGGAGCACGAGCUAACAUGACAUCUAAAGUUGUUGAGAUAUUAGAUGGGAUGGAUCCACAAAUGCGAGAGCAAAUGAUAGAUCCGUUUUUUAAUAUUGCGGAUCCAUCUCAAAGUACAGUUCGAGCCCCUUCGUACAAUACAGAACAUAGAGGUCGACCUACAGGAAAAGAUGAGCAGAGCAAACGCCGCAUACCUUCUUUUGUUGAUAUAUCCACUUCAAGUUCUAGGGCCACUCAAACGAAUGCAACGUCUCGAAAGAGAGGACGUGGGAGGGGGUCGGGGGUUCGCAAUACUCUGUCGACCCAUGAUCACCCUCUCGUUUCACCCUUCCGUGAUACCUACAUUGAGAAAUUACCUACGGUUAUGCAGCCUUAUAUUUCUCAUAUUGUUGACGUUGAACCUGACGAUCACUGUGGAUUUAGGGCGAUAGCCGCACUAAUCGGGUAUGGUGAAGAAGGUUGGAUUCAAGUACGAUACGAUCUUAUGGAGGAGAUUCAACAAAAUAAGCGUCAAUAUGAUCAACUUUAUCCAGAUCGGGAAAUGGCAGAUAAUCUAUUAGUUUUAUUAAAAUAUUUCGAGCAACCGGCACCUGAGAGGCAUUGGAUGGACUGUAUGACUUUAGGAAUUGUCAUCGCAUCAAGGUACAACCUCGUACUACAUACAUUUGGUGAGAAUAAUUGUAGUUGUUUUACUCACUUACCAUUAAGGUCCCCUCUAGUUCCAGACCUAGAGCGCCGAGAAAUAGCUAUUGCCCUUGUUGGCCAACACUUCGUGCAAGUUUUUUUACACCCUCAUUAUCCUGUACCACCCUUUUCAAUGUGGUGGUGUAAUCAUUCAUCUGACGAAGCUAAAGGAUGGGCAACUAGUUAUAUAGCACGUGCUAAUUUGUGGUACGAAAUAACGGGUACAGGACCUAACGGCGGUGCUGAAUUUGGAGGAAAUAUCGAUUAG
Messenger RNA from Impatiens glandulifera, 1161 nucleotides. RefSeq lists its product as uncharacterized. The record is from RefSeq and is a predicted model, not a curated record. NCBI's taxonomy places the organism in Eukaryota, Viridiplantae, Streptophyta, Magnoliopsida, Ericales, Balsaminaceae. The transcript has a single exon. Bases 1 to 1161 code for a protein of 386 amino acids. Gene Ontology annotation, molecular function: zinc ion binding.